AUGUAAUUUUCCUCAUAAGACAGUUCAUUUAGCUUUCCUCUCUGGAUACCAACACAGAUUCAUUGUCAAAAUGUUCCAUCCUAUUUUCGCCUUGGUCCUUGUCUUCUCAUUUUUCACCAUAUCAAGCGGACAACCUCUGCCAUCUGGUCGCCAAGCGACGGUUGAAGACGCCCGGAUGGAACAGAGAAUACUUGCAAAUAUCAGGCCACUUCUAAUACAACUUAGUUCGUGUGAAGCUUCCGCUGAGAAGUUGCACAAAGCUGACAAGACAUCCGGCGUCCUCUCGGCGACAAUUCAAAACCUGACCAAACGUAUCGAGGCGAUUGAGAAAUCGAUUACGUCACUAUGUAGGGGUGACUACUUAGUAUCGUUCGGAAAUCUUGAAUCGAACGCCAGUGUCCAUGUGUUUGAGGAUCAGUGCUCCAAUUUUUUGAUGACCUACACAAACAGGACAGACGCUCAGGCUUUCUGUCAAUUUGCUGGGGCGAGCCUCAUGACGGACUCAAGCCGGGAACUUUUGACGUUGAUCAUCAAGACUAUUUCCGAUCUAUUCGGAUGAUAACCUGAUUAUCGAUGACAACCCUGAACGAUGUGUCGCCAACUGGAGCGUAUCAAAUGUGUUCCAUACAAAACAAUUUUGAGAAAAGUGUGGUUUGUCUGCAACAUAUGAAUGACCUCUGUUGUUUCAAAUAUCGGUUUCUCUGCAAAUUAAUAAUAAAAAAAAAACCGCAACAAAAA
This is a messenger RNA of Pecten maximus, 738 nucleotides long. RefSeq lists its product as uncharacterized. The transcript is spliced from 5 exons. The coding region runs from base 71 to 559 and encodes 162 amino acids. Lineage: Eukaryota; Metazoa; Mollusca; Bivalvia; Pectinida; Pectinidae. The record is from RefSeq and is a predicted model, not a curated record.